UGGUUCGAUCCCAGCCCAAUUUCAUCCCCGGAAGCAGAGUGUCGGUCGGGUAGUCGAAGCUCUGCCAUAGGAUUCGACUGGACUCUGUUCCAUCAUCUCUCAGGACCAGGUUCCCGGUGUCGAGAAGCUGCGCAAUUGGGUAAUUUCCCGACAUCGUCGUCCGGUUCGUCGACCAGAGGGGAUACGUUGCACGUUGGUCGAGGAGGACGAGGUUCCCGUCGGCGAUUCUGA
Molecule: messenger RNA, 231 nt
Organism: Linum tenue
Lineage: Eukaryota; Viridiplantae; Streptophyta; Magnoliopsida; Malpighiales; Linaceae
Source: the annotation of a GenBank genome assembly